This is a messenger RNA of Terrapene triunguis (Three-toed box turtle), 5555 nucleotides long. It is a transcript of the gene ST3GAL6, whose product is annotated as ST3 beta-galactoside alpha-2,3-sialyltransferase 6. The record is from RefSeq and is a predicted model, not a curated record. Gene Ontology annotation, molecular function: beta-galactoside alpha-2,3-sialyltransferase activity. The transcript is spliced from 8 exons. Gene Ontology annotation, biological process: glycolipid biosynthetic process. NCBI's taxonomy places the organism in Eukaryota, Metazoa, Chordata, Testudines, Emydidae. The coding region runs from base 3525 to 4307 and encodes 260 amino acids.
CAAGGUGAUAAAGGGCAGGGUGGACUGACUGUGCCUCCAGUUUCUUCUUACUGCUGCCUGGUCCAAGUCGGAGCUGCUAGUGUCCUCUAGUUUGUGACAAACUUAAAUAAAUAAAUAAAUAAAAACAGUUUUACAAUUGCAUAUAGUUAGUUUUAUUCUGGUUUUUGCUGUUUUUAGUGUAGUUUAGUGUAUAGUAAUUGUUUUUAAGAGAUAAGAGACUUUGGGAAAUCUGCUUACCAGUGCCAUGCCCCCUCACCCCCACUCCCCAUGCCUAGGUAUUGGAUUAUGCUGAAGAUGAUUGAGUUCAAGAUCUGCACCUCCUUUCCGUGUUCCUUCUCAGUCAGCAACGAGCACCAAUACUGCCUCUACUUAACUGCUUGGGAGAAACCCACAUUUCAUCAAGGUGCAGUAUCUGCCUGUCUUUCCCAAGCCAUACCCAGUUCUCUGCCUCAAGAAGCACCUUCUGGAGGUUGCCAUGAGGCCACAGUCAGAUCCAGGCCGGGGAACCCCCCACGUGCAUCGACCUGAGAAUCCCAGGAGCAUGCCUCCGACCAUGGAGAUUGAGUCUGGUUCCAAUGGUACUAGUACUACGCACCCCAUGCUGGGGCCUAAUCAGGAGGCAAGGAAGCAUGCACAUAAGCAUGGCAUGGUAAGUCUUCCUCCAGGCCCAAGAAGGAUGAUACACCUUCCAUGAGUUCUAGCCAUGGAGAAACGGUGUAUUCCAAGGCUCACAAGCAAGACAAGAAAUUGCACAGAUCAGUGGUACCGAGCACUGAGCCACGCAUGCCUUCCAAGUCGGCCCCCCUUAACUCAAGGGAACCGUCGGUUUCAAGACAGUCCUCUGCUUCAGCUCCAGUUCUGGCUACAGGGAGGCUGGAAAUGGCGCUGGAGCAACAUGAACUCUUUGCCCUUGGGGAACCAAGAUUGCCACGCCUUACUCUGCUGCCUGUGCCUAUUGAGGUACGAUCUCCAACCCAGGGCUUACCUCAGUCGACUUAUGCUUCCACCCAUUUGCCUAUAGUUUAUAUGGUCCACCAACAUUGGAACUGGGAUCCGAGUUUUCAUCAUUGGAGGAUUCGGAUGAAGUGUAAGGGCCGCUCAUCUCCUACCACCACUACAAGUGCCCUAAGGGACCACCAGCUUCGUGGCGGUACCCUACUUUCCCCCAACAGAGGAGCCACUGGUAUCCCACUCCAUGGGGCCCUCUGCAGCAUCCUCCGGAUCCAUCCUGUUGGCCAUAUUGGGGGUCCUGGCCUCAAUGUCCACCUUUGGAGCCUUCCUAUUCAGCAAGAGAGGGUUCAUCCCUAUCCCCGCUUGGGGCACCCUCAAGUAGGUGUUUGGAACCAGUUUUGGAGGAUGAGCCACUCAGUCCAGUUCUGAUAGUAUUGAACAGGAACGAUUCCCAUCAUCCUCUCCAGAUGCUGCUGUGACAUCAGUUUCUCCACCACCUGCCAGUUCCAGGACUUCCUACGCAGGGUGGCUGAGGACCUUCAUAUUCCACUGGAAGAAGUACAAGACAAGCAGCAUUAGCUUCUGGACAUCCUUCGUGCCUUGGUACCGACCAGGGUUGCUCUAUCAAUCAAUGAUGCCAUUCUUCAGCUGGCUCGGACUGUUUGGCAUACCCGGGCCAUUUACACACCUAACCCCAAGGGGGCAGAAAAAAGGUGGUACAUACCAGCCAAGAGGUCUGAGUUUCUAUUGUCCCACCUCCCAUCCAAUUCCCUCGUGAUCCAAGUGACAACGGAGUGGGCCAGGUGACAGCACCCACGCUCCACCCCAGCAGACAAGGAGGGCAAGUGGCUGGACCUUUUGGGUUGCAAUGUUUUCUUGUUGGCUAGCCUCCUAUUUUGGAUCUCGAACUAGCAGGCCUUAUUGGCCAAAUAUAAUUUUCUCAGUAAAUUGGAGAACUUUACUGGCAAAGAUCAAGCCUGUUUCCAGGCUAUCCUGGACGAGGGCAGACUUGUACAAGAACAGCACUUCAAUCUGCUGUAAAUGCAGUGGAUACCUCUUGGUGCACAAUGGCUAUGGAAAUGCUUGUGCAGAGAGAAUUGUGGCUGCAUUCAUCUGGUUUCCCCAGGGAGGUACAAAAUACCAUAGGAGAACCUCCCUUUCAGCGAGUCUCCCCUGUGUAACCAGAAGACUGACAGUUUCCUUCACUCCCUCAAGGAUUCUGGAGCCACGUUAUGAUCUCUGGGUAUCUAUACCCCUGCACCCAAGAGAAAAUUCUACCAUCUGUGACCUGCACAACGGUUCAGGACUCCCCAGUUUUUCCACCAAUGACCCUAUGAACCACCUCACAAGCGACAGAAGACCCAGCGACCCCGUCCUCCGGGACCGCCUUCACAGCCUUCAGCAUCACAUGCUCAGUUCUCUCAGAAGUGAUACUUCUGAAUGCACCUAGAGCACCACCAACCACCUUCCCUCCUGCCAUGCACCUGACCCACCCCCUUCGGGGUGGUCUAGCACUCUUUUUACCAGCUUGGAGUGCAAUAACAACAGAUGGGUCCUGGAUGUUGUUCGUCGUGACUAUACAAUCGAGCUCACAAAGCUACCUCAUUCACAUCCCCUGCCCCAAUCCCUCCCCAGGGACCACACCCAUGACAGCGUACUCACUCUAGAGGUAGACUCUUGACUGCAAAGGGGGGUGGUAGAACACAUUCCUCUGAACUAUCCGAGCAUGGGGUUCUAUUCCACUUAUUUUCUGGUACCCAAGAAGGAGGACGGGUGGAGACCAAUCCUGGACCGCCACCGUCUCAAUCGCUUCAUCCGCAAACCCAAAUUUCGUAUGUUCGCCUUAGCAGCCAUCAUGCUGGCACUAGAAAGAGAAAGAGGCAUGUGGUUUAUGGCUCUUGAUAUGUAGGAUGCCUAUUUUCACAUAGACAUCCAUCCAACCCACACAAGGUUCUUGAGAUUUACGGUAGGCCCUCCGCACUUCCAUUAUCGAGUCCUACCAUUUGGACUCACUACUGCUCCAUGGGUCUUCACCAAAGUUUUCUUUGUGGUAGUGGCCCACCUCUGGCCUCAGGUCUGUCCACCACUGGAGGAAGGAGAGCAUUUCAGGGGGCGACUGUCAUCAGAAAGUCCAUGGUAUGUCAUUUGAGUGAAUAGAGUCUCUGGAGCCACAGCUGAAGACAGUGAAGGCGGUGGUCAAGGAGGGACAGGCAAAUCCUGACCAGAACAGAAGGACUGUUGACUACUUGGAUGACAAGUUCCUGCCGGGUGUGGAAUCUGUCACUUGGUAAGUAGGAUCAUGCUGAGACCACGUUGAUGGAGGUCCCUAUGAAAUGAAGGGACUGUGUGGGCACCGAAGUUGAUUUUUCAACAUUUACACUUACACCCAGGGAGAAAAGGAGUCUGAGUAACAUGGAGAUCGAGGCUUGAGCCACAUCUCUUGAUUGCGGUGUUACUAGCCAGUUGUCGUAAUAGGAGAAUAUAAGGACCCCAUGAUGCCAGAUGUGGGCUGCUGGACAAUGCUGUGAAGAUGUGGUCAGAAAAUAUAUCCAUUCCUGUGUGUUAAUGACUUCAUGAAACUAGCACUGUCCAAUGGAAAUGAUAAGCUUGAGUUACCUUAUGGAAUAAAGAGAGCAGAGAGUUAUUUUCGCCUAGCCCUUUCAAGACUGCAUAACUGCGGACUAUUCAAUGAAGAUAAUGGUGUGAUCUGUAGAAGGUGUGUUGUUGUUGGUAAUGGAGGAGUUCUUCGAAACAAGACACUAGGGGAGAAAAUUGACUCCUACAAUGUGGUAAUAAGAAUGAAUAAUGGUCCCGUCAGAGGGUACGAAGGGGAUGUUGGGAAGAGGACAACUUUCCGACUUUUUUAUCCAGAGUCUAUUUUUUCAGAUCCGAUUCACUAUGAUCCUGACACUACUGUAGUUCUUCUUGUCUUCAAACCACAUGACUUAAAGUGGCUCUGGAACAUAUUGAAUGGUCAUAAAAUAAACACUAAUGGUUUCUGGAAGAAACCCGCCUUGAAAAUGAUCUAUAAAGUUAACCAAAUCAGGAUACUCGAUCCUAUCAUUAUCAGAAAAACAGCACAUGAAUGGCUUCAGUUCCCAACAAAGUUUCCCAGAAAAGAAAAACCCAAACAUCCUACAACAGGGCUAAUUGCCAUCACACUGGCAUUUCACAUAUGCAAUGAAGUUCACGUGGCAGGCUUUAAGUACAACUUCACUGACCGAAACAGUUCUUUGCACUAUUAUGGCAAUGAGACCAUGUCUGAGAUGAUUGAGAAUGGAUACCACAACAUCAUUGCUGAGCAAAAGUUUUUGAAGUCGCUUAUAGAUAAGCAGUUUGUGGUCAGCUUGACAUGAGACUGAAUAGACAAUGGAAGAGUGAUCGCUAUUUUCAACAAGAUAGAUUUUAUUUUUUGUACUGUAUUUUUAUUUUUUAAAUGCCAUAUCAGUUACAGAAAUAUUUAAAAGAAGCACAGAUGCCUCACAAAGGUGGUGGUAGCAGAGUUCCACUGUCUAAGACUGAUGAUGAUUGUCGCUAUCUCGGGGCACACAACUAGAGUGAACUGAUUUCUGUGAAUCUAUUUAAUUAUGAAAAAAUACAACCUUCAGCUAAAAAAUAUCAGGGAUAUAUAAAAAUAUGAUGCACACCAUUUAUUUAACAAUAAGAACAUUUUUCAACAACUGAUUUCUUUUCUGUAUCUUCCUUUCCUGUUGCCCAGAGACUUGGAAGGCUAUGAGAUAAUUGAUAAAGGGAUACAAAGUCUUUCACCUCUCUGUUCUGGUUUGAAAACAGUUUGGGAUAAGUGUAUCUGCAAAUCAUUACUAUCUGAAGGGUGUCUAGUAGCUGUACAGUAUAUAAAGUGCAUUUUUAGUCUCAAUCCACCUGGGCAGAUGUCCAUAUCAUAGAAAAUCACCUUCAUAAUUCACACAGGCUGGUGUUUUCUUGUUGUCUGUCUCAACAAAGAGGCCCCAGACUGAACUGCCCAUGGACUCCUGGAUUUAGCAUGUGUACACUUGGGUUGGAGACCCACUGGUAUAACAGUGUGGGGAAGUCUGGAUUGAUGCUGCUCGUGCUGUAUCUAAUUUAUGGAUACAUUUGUUCUCAGUGCUGUCAGUCUGAUUUAUUUCACAAGCACCUGAAUUCAUUUUUAAGAGGUAAGCACGAUCUCCUUUAAACUGUGGAAUUAUAGAAGAGUUUUUUAAACAUUUGAGUUGUCUUGGCACCACUGUGCAGUAUUGACCACUUUAAGAUGCAUUCACAACCAGAACUCCCCAAUGAAUAUGAACUAGAAUCUUGAGUUUGUAAAUUAAAAUUUAUUUCAAACAAAAUGUCUUUGAUGCAUAGAUUUCGCCCCCCCCCCUCCAACACACACAUUCCAGAGGCCUUGAUACUUCUUAUUCUCCCAAAGAUGAAGAUCUAUUUUCCAAAACAGCACAGUUCCCCUUAGCACAGUUCCCCUCACCAUAACAGGUAACUGUGAAGGGUUUCAAGAGCACCAACAGAUCAUCACAUGUACCAAUUAUCUUCUAUAUUGUGAGCAAGGCAGCAUCUGAGACACACAUUGACCAAUUCUGGGAGUUACAAUUUUGUUUUUAUCUGGCAAU